AUGGAAACGAGAAUUUGCCGCAUUUGUCUCAACAACACAGCAUCGAUUUCCAUUUUUGAGAAACAGGAGGAUGUGCAAUAUAGUACGAAAAUAAUGAGAUGUGUGAAUGUGGUCAUUGUGGAAGGUGAUGGUUUACCAGAUGCGAUAUGUAAAAGUUGUGCCUCAGAACUGUGCACGACAUACGACUUUGUAAAUAAGUGCGAAGCUUCGGAUAAGGCACUCAGAUGCAUAAAAAUUACAGACCAAAAUGAUGAGCUAUCAAGACCCGAUCCCGAAAUCAAAUUGGAAAAUAUUAAGCAAGAAAUAUCUCAAGAUGAUGAUGGUCACUUUGACAGUUUCUUAUUAGAAGACCACAAAGACUCGUGUCCCUAUGAUGUUAAGAAACGUAGAAAAAAAUAUACGAAAACUAAAAAAUUCAAAGAGGGAUUAGAUAGGCGGAAAAACAAGUCUAAAUCAGGGCCUGUUAUAUGUGUUGUCUGUGGUUAUGUAGCCGCCAGCCGCUCUGCCAUGGAGAGUCACAUGAGAACCCACACUGGAGAGAAGCCCUUCAUAUGCCACUAUUGCAAUGCCAGAUUCAACCUUAAGGGCUCUCUCAAAAGGCACAUACUCACACACCACACAGAAAGGGAAAGGAAAUUUAUUUGUGAAACUUGCGGUAAUAGUUUUUUAACUAAAAAUAGUAUCGUAACACAUAUGAGGGUGCACACAGAUGAGAGACCCUAUGUUUGUCCUUUCUGCCCUAAAGCAUUUAGACAAAUUGCUUCAAUGAUCCGUCACAAGCGUAUGCACACUGGGGAACGCCCAUUUACAUGCCUUAUCUGUUUCAAAAAGUUCACAGACAAAAGCCACAUGGUGAGGCACCAGGUUGUCCACAGUAACGAGAAGAACUUCACUUGUCAUUUGUGUAGUAAGUCUGUUAAAACAAGGAAUGCACUCAAAAGUCAUAUGCGGACUCAUUCCAAUGAAAAACACAACAUAUGUAGUUACUGCGGGAUGACAUUUUCUUUGAAAGGUAAUCUCCAAGUACAUAUAAAAAGAAUACACUCUGAAAAGUCUGGUGAGUGCACCGAGUGUCAAAAAACAUUUUCAGAUUUAGCGUCACAUAUGCGUAAGCAUACAGGAGAGAAACCGUUUGUGUGUAAGUUGUGUGACCAAGGCUUUGUAAGUAAGAGGAGUUUGUCUAACCACAUGGUGUUUAGACAUGAGAAUGCAUCAAAAUUCAAAUGUUCUAUAGGGGAUUGUACAAAAACAUUCCCUACAGCUAUGAUGUUAGAGUUUCAUUUGUUAAAGCACCAUACAAAUCAUACUCCUUACAUUUGUCAUCACUGUUCAAAAGGGUUUUUCCGGACCAGUGACCUCUCUCGCCACCUUAGAGUGAGUCACAUGGACACAAUCAAAGUGACUGGGAAAGGUCUUGUUGUGUAA
This is a messenger RNA of Arctia plantaginis, 1425 nucleotides long. Lineage: Eukaryota; Metazoa; Arthropoda; Insecta; Lepidoptera; Erebidae. The record is from the annotation of a GenBank genome assembly.